Molecule: messenger RNA, 2476 nt
Organism: Coturnix japonica (Japanese quail)
Lineage: Eukaryota; Metazoa; Chordata; Aves; Galliformes; Phasianidae
Gene: LCK
Product: LCK proto-oncogene, Src family tyrosine kinase
Biological process (GO): protein phosphorylation
Molecular function (GO): protein tyrosine kinase activity; ATP binding; protein binding
Source: RefSeq, a predicted model, not a curated record
AGCGAGCAAGAGCGAACGGCGGCGGUGGGGAGCACACCCGUGUUUGGGGUCUCAGCUGCGCUGCCAGGGGUCAGCGUGAGCCCACGGCCAUGGGGAGGAUGUGAGAGGGACCAUCGCUGCUGCGCGGCCAUGGGAGUCUGAGAGAGCUGGUCCUCGUUGUGCUGCCCACAGCCACCAUGGGCUGCUGCUGCAGCUCAGACUAUGAUGAGGACUGGAUUGAGAACAUUGACAUCUGCGAGCACUGCAACUACCCCAUUGACCCCGACAGCAAGCGCCAGCAGCUCAUCCGCAAUGGCUCUGAGGUGCGGGAUCCCCUGGUGUCCUACGAGGCCAUGUCUCCGCCGUGCUCCCCACUGCAAGACAAGCUCGUGGUGGCCCUAUAUGACUACGAACCCACCCAUGAUGGGGACCUGGGACUUAAGCAGGGGGAGAAGCUGCGUGUCCUGGAACAGAGCGGGGAGUGGUGGAAGGCACAGUCGCUCACCACGGGUCAGGAGGGUUUGAUCCCCCACAACUUCGUGGCCAUGGUGAACAGCCUGGAGCCAGAGCCGUGGUUCUUCAAGAACCUCAGCCGCAAGGAUGCGGAGCGGCAGCUGCUGGCAUCAGGCAACACACACGGCUCCUUCCUCAUCCGGGAGAGCGAGACCUCCAAAGGCUCCUACUCACUGUCAGUGAGGGACUUCGACCAGAACCAGGGUGAGACAGUGAAGCACUACAAGAUUCGCAACAUGGACAACGGGGGGUACUACAUCUCUCCCCGGGUCACCUUCAGCAGCCUGCACGAGCUGGUGGAGUAUUACUCGAGCAGCUCGGAUGGGCUGUGCACCCGCCUCGGCAAACCCUGCAGGACGCAGAAGCCGCAGAAGCCGUGGUGGCAGGAUGAGUGGGAGAUCCCACGGGAAUCUCUGAAACUUGUGAAGAAGCUUGGCAGUGGGCAGUUUGGAGAAGUCUGGAUGGGCUUCUACAAUGGCCACACCAAGGUAGCCAUCAAGAACCUGAAGCAGGGCAGCAUGUCCCCCAGCGCCUUCCUGGCAGAGGCCAACCUGAUGAAGAACCUGCAGCACCCGCGGCUGGUGCGGCUCUACGCCGUGGUGACCAAGGAGCCCAUCUACAUCAUCACAGAGUACAUGGAGAAGGGCAGCCUGGUGGAUUUCCUCAAGACCUCAGAGGGCAUCAAGCUCAGCAUCAACAAACUGCUGGACAUGGCUGCACAGAUUGCUGAAGGCAUGGCCUUCAUCGAAGCCAAGAACUACAUCCACCGUGACCUGCGGGCUGCCAACAUCCUCGUGUCGGAGGCUCUGUGCUGCAAAAUCGCUGACUUUGGGCUGGCGCGCCUCAUUGAGGACAACGAGUACACAGCACGGGAAGGGGCUAAAUUCCCCAUUAAGUGGACGGCACCGGAGGCCAUUAAUUACGGCACGUUCACCAUCAAGUCAGAUGUCUGGUCCUUCGGCAUCCUGCUCACCGAGAUCGUUACCUACGGCCGGAUCCCGUAUCCAGGGAUGACCAACCCCGAGGUGAUCCAGAACCUGGAGCGCGGUUACCGCAUGCCACAGCCCGACAACUGCCCGCGGGAGCUGUACGAACUGAUGCAGCAGUGCUGGAAGGAGCAGCCCGAGGAGCGGCCCACGUUCGAGUACAUGAAGAGUGUGCUGGAGGACUUCUUCACCGCCACCGAGGGGCAAUACCAGCAGCAGCCGUGAGGCCCCAUGUUGUGCUAUGGGCACGCUGGGACCACAGACCCCAUGAGCAGCACCCAGCAGUGCACACUGUGCGCAUCCAAAGAGCUUUGCCCCGAAUGGUGACAGAUAACUGCAGUGCCAUGACUGCUGUGCACUGUGGCUGUAUCACACUGUGCUAUGGAUGUCCCCCCUGCCUUGCUCCACAGCCCCCAGCAUGGGGCAGCCCCUUGUGUGCUGGGCUGCACCAGAGGCCAGGCCCCAGUUAGAACCCAUGGUGCCCCUCACAUGGAACCCACAGGCCUGAGGCCUAUGGGGCUGGGGUCGCUGCCAACCAGGCCUUGCCAGCCUCUCCUGCCCCCAUCGGGGUGAGCACAUGGACCCAGCACAGGCCGCAGCCCCACCAGGCCCAGGCCGCCAUGGGCUCCAGGCCCCGCUCCGUGCCCCCCCCGCACCCCAGGAAUGGUUCGUCCCCACCUGCUCCCCCCUCCCCUCGGAAUGGUUCCGCCCCGCCCACCUGGCCCCGCGCCCCGCGGUGGUGCAUCCCGCCGCGCAGCCGAACCUGCUGGUUCCGCCUCGCCGCCGCCUCGACUCCUCAUUGGUCGUUGAGCUGAAAGGGGUGGAACGCUGCUUUUCGAUUGGUCGCCUGGAAGCUGGGGGCGGGGCUGGUGGGAGCUCCGGCCGGUGGGGCGGGUUGCGUUGCGCUGCGCGGCGGUGGGGUCUGCGGCCGAGGGGAGACGGGAAGAUGGCGCUGACACAGGGGAGCAAACGGAAAGUGUGGGCUUAACUACUAUGAU